CCGGCGGCUUCCGGUUGUGCUGCGAGCUCCCGUGACCAACAUGCACAUUUGUAGCGUUUGCAGCGAGAAGACGCCAAAGUACAAGUGUCCAGCAUGCCGGACGAGAUAUUGUUCACUAGUCUGUUACAAGAAGCAUAAAGAUACUUGUGCACCAGUGAAGGAGCCAGCGCCACCUUGUGUUGAGGAGACAGCAUCCUCCACUGAACCGUGGAACACCGAGGACCUGCUGGAUGAAGAUGACUGUGUAGACACGGUGUCGUCACAGAGGCUCCAGCUGUUAGGAGAAUCGGAGGGACUGCGGGAGCUUCUUCGUAACCCCCACCUCCGACAGCUAAUACGCGCCAUUGAGAGCGCCGACAGCAAGGAGGACGCCAUGAGGACGGCCAUGCAGGAGCCGCUGUUUGUCGAAUUUUCGGAUCAGUGUUUGCAGAUUGUUGACAACGACGGGAACUAAAGUCGGGGGGCACAGGGGAUUUAGAGACGCGUCACCGGUUAUUUUCUUGCCCGGUGCGGGAUUCGAUACGGGGUGCACUGCACCACAAGGUGACGUCACUAACCGCUCGGCUAAAGGCUCAGACCCGUUAGCUAGGGGCUAACGUGUCUUGUUAGUAGUUUACGGAAGUGCGUGAAUUUGACUAGAUUCCCUUUUAUUUUUUUACAGUACAGCACCUUUUUAUGUGUCGCCAUAAUCUACCAAACACCCAAGCACGCUGUGUACUUAGCUAGCUAGUUUCAAUGGCCUCUGUUAAUCUUAAUGACCCGCCUUUCACCUUUUUUUUAUGCUCUGCGAGUGUUCAAAUAAAAAUGAUGAAACC
Molecule: messenger RNA, 815 nt
Organism: Lampris incognitus (smalleye Pacific opah)
Lineage: Eukaryota; Metazoa; Chordata; Actinopteri; Lampriformes; Lampridae
Gene: znhit3
Product: zinc finger, HIT-type containing 3
Exons: 5
Coding region: 41-454 (137 amino acids)
Biological process (GO): maturation of LSU-rRNA from tricistronic rRNA transcript (SSU-rRNA, 5.8S rRNA, LSU-rRNA); snoRNA localization; box C/D snoRNP assembly
Cellular component (GO): pre-snoRNP complex; nucleus
Molecular function (GO): protein binding
Source: RefSeq, a predicted model, not a curated record